AUGGCUCAGCCAGAGGUCACACAGCAGACUGACAGUUCAAAGGCACAUUGGCAGGAUGCGGAGGUGGAUGUCCUGCUUCACCACCUGAUUGAGAAUCGGGCAUCAGGUGGUGAUGGCGGAAAUUCCUCAAUGCCUACCUACAACAGUGCAGCAGCUGCUAUCAACACCGAUGGUACGAUUCAGACAAUAGGCCCACCGAAGACGGGCAAGAUGGUCAAGACGAAGUGGACCUCGCUCAAAAAAACAUUCAAUCAAAUCGAGGUUUACCGCAACGUGUCUGGCUUCCAUUGGGACAAUGUGCGGGGAGCUGGAAUUGAGGGCACUGCUGCUGCGAGCGUUUGGGAUACAUAUGUUGCGGCAAAGGUAUGUCAUUAUUAA
This is a messenger RNA of Suillus plorans, 378 nucleotides long. RefSeq lists its product as uncharacterized. The transcript has 2 exons. Bases 1 to 378 code for a protein of 125 amino acids. The record is from RefSeq and is a predicted model, not a curated record. NCBI's taxonomy places the organism in Eukaryota, Fungi, Basidiomycota, Agaricomycetes, Boletales, Suillaceae.